AUGAUGAUACCUCCACCGUUACAUACAAUACCGGUAGUGAGGCCUGUGCCUGCAAGGUACACGCAGAAGGUGGAAGCUGAUCCUACCAUUCCGCCCAACCAAACAUUAUAUAUAAACAACCUUAACGACCGCGUAAACGUAAAAGUAUUAAAAGCCGCUUUGAGGGAGAUGUUUGGCCGAUUUGGCAAGAUAAUCGACAUCGUGGCGCUAACCUCGUUCUGGCGAAAAGGACAAGCGUUUGUGGUAUUCGAUACAGUAGAAGCUGCACAAAAUGCAAUGAACCACAUGCAAGGUUUUAUGUUUCACGGGCAUGCGAUGCGUAUCAACUUCGCCAGAGAAAAAAGUGAUGCAGUUGCGAAAGCUGAAGGUACUUUUCAGCCGAGACCUGAGGGCCCCAAAAAACCUCGUGCAAUAAAAGAACGCGAGGCGACACAACUUAAAAUUUUUGAAAAACUCCAAAGUGAUUAUUUAGCUGGAACCUUGGAGGGUAUGACGCAGCCUGGAGACCCCAAACUCAUCCAAGCUUUACAGGCAGCACAAGCACGAAUGAACAAUAUGACCCGGACUAAAGCCGCUGGAGCCGAGGUGCGCGGAGAUGUUAUGCAUCAUUACUCCACCACCGUCGGAGCCAGAGGGUUACCAAAUCGCAUUCUCUUUGUGGAGGGGCUGCCUGAAGGCGUUGGCGUUUCUGAUGUCAAUGCUAUCUUUGCCAGUUCUCUUGGCUUCUUGGAGGCUAGGGUAAUCGCAUCUCGUAGGGUGGCAUUCAUAGAUUUCGACAACGAGUUCAAUGCCGGAUACGCGAUGCAGGCAGUCCAGGGGCAUGUAAUAGGAGAUUCAUCUCUCAGAAUAAGCUACGCAAAACGCUAA
Molecule: messenger RNA, 867 nt
Organism: Babesia sp. Xinjiang
Lineage: Eukaryota; Apicomplexa; Aconoidasida; Piroplasmida; Babesiidae
Product: U1 small nuclear ribonucleoprotein A
Exons: 1
Coding region: 1-867 (288 amino acids)
Molecular function (GO): RNA binding
Source: RefSeq, a predicted model, not a curated record